Molecule: messenger RNA, 464 nt
Organism: Hymenoscyphus albidus
Lineage: Eukaryota; Fungi; Ascomycota; Leotiomycetes; Helotiales; Helotiaceae
Source: the annotation of a GenBank genome assembly
AUGUGGCCCGGAAUGACUACAACAAUUCUCCUACGAUGCGAAUACACGCAGAACCUUACCGUCUAUUUCAAAGUACUGGUAGAACGACCAAUUAUUGUCAAGUGCCUGAAUCCACCAGGAGUGUCUAUCAUACAACCAAACCUACCAGCACCAAACAUAGCAGACAUGCUUGAGAUCAAUGGUCUGACACAGGCUGUCAUUCGAUUUCUCAACGACGAGUUUCGAAGCUGGCAAGUGGUACGCACUAUUAUUUGAGAGGCGGAUAGCUGAUAUUUUUUGGGUCCCUACAUUCGGCUAUUUUUCCAAAAGGUCAUGGAUGUUUUAUCAACCUGUAUCUUGUGAAGAAUGGGAAGGCAGCAGAAGGAAACACUGAUCCUGAGUUCAAUUCAGUGGAAGAAGAAUCUGAUGCUGAUUCUAGUUCUGAUUUGAACACUGAGACGAUACCUAUGUCUGAAUCAAAUUGA